Molecule: messenger RNA, 1953 nt
Organism: Gastrolobium bilobum
Lineage: Eukaryota; Viridiplantae; Streptophyta; Magnoliopsida; Fabales; Fabaceae
Product: sulfate transporter 2.1-like
Exons: 12
Coding region: 1-1953 (650 amino acids)
Biological process (GO): transmembrane transport
Cellular component (GO): membrane
Molecular function (GO): secondary active sulfate transmembrane transporter activity
Source: RefSeq, a predicted model, not a curated record
AUGGCUUUGUCAGACAUUGAGACAUGCACAGUAGUUGAUCCAGUGAUGGAAACUGAGAAGACCACUCAUGAAAGGUCUCAGUGGGUGGUCAAUGCUCCUGAUCCUCCAACUCUGAGGCAUAAACUUGUUGGUUCUGUGAAGAACACCAUUUCACAGAAUCAAGCAAGGUGCCAUUCUCUCAGAGGCCAACCCGUACCUAAAGUUGUGCUUUCCUUCUUGAAGGGCAUUUUUCCUAUUCUUGAGUGGGGCCAACAUUAUACAGUAACCAAAUUCAGGAACGAUUUACUUGCAGGUUUAACCAUUGCUACUCUCUGCGUUCCUCAGAGCAUUGGGUAUGCCACUUUAGCAAAGCUUGAUCCUGAAUAUGGCCUAUAUACAAGUGUUGUGCCACCUCUUAUCUAUGCUUUAAUGGGAACCUCAAGAGAGAUAGCAAUUGGACCCGUGGCAGUGGUAUCCCUUCUUUUGCCAUCAAUGAUUCAGAAGUUAAUAGACCCAGCUAAUGAUCCAAUUGGUUACAGAAAACUUGUUUUCACUGCCACUUUGUUUGCUGGUUUAUUUCAACUAGCGUUUGGACUCUUCAGGUUGGGGUUCCUUGUGGAUUUUCUGUCUCAUGCUGCUAUUGUUGGAUUCAUGGGGGGAGCGGCUAUAAUAAUUGGUCUUCAACAGCUGAAGGGACUAUUUGGGAUCAAUCAUUUUACAAACGAAACAGACAUAAUCUCUGUCAUGAAAUCUGUUUGGGAAUCAUCUCAUCAUCCCUGGAACCCCCGCAAUUUUGUCCUGGGAUGUUCAUUCCUCAUUUUCAUCCUGUUUACCAGAUUUGUGGGUAAAAGGAAUAAGAAACUGUUCUGGAUGCCAGCAAUAUCCCCUCUAGUGUCAGUUUUGUUAUCAACUCUUAUAGUUUUUCUGACACGUGCGGACAAAAGUGGAGUUAAUAUUGUCAAACAUAUAAAAGGAGGACUAAAUCCAAGCUCCAUUAAUCAGAUACAGUUGCAUAGCCCCCAUGUUGGAGCAUUGGCCAAAAUUGGACUUCUUGUUGCUGUUGUUGCACUCACUGAAUCGGUUGCCGUUGGCCGAUCUUUUGCAUCCAUGAAAGGUUACCACCUUGAUGGAAACAAGGAAAUGUCAUCAUUAGGCUUCGUGAACAUCAUAGGAUCCUUUACCUCUUGCUAUGUUGCAACUGGUUCUUUCUCCCGCACAGUGGUAAAUUUCACUGCCGGUUGUGAAACAUUAGCGUCAAACAUUGUGAUGGCCAUUACUGUCAUCAUAUCACUGCAAUGUUUCACGAAGCUAUUGUAUUUUACCCCAACUGCAAUUCUUGCUUCAAUAAUCCUUUCAGCUCUCCCUGGACUUAUAGACAUCAACGAGGCCUACAAAAUUUGGAAGGUUGAUAAGGUUGAUUUUCUUGCUUGCAUUGGAGCUUUCUUUGGGGUGCUGUUUGCUUCAGUUGAGAUUGGUCUGCUAGUGGCGGUGGCGAUAUCUUUUACAAAGAUCAUUUUAAUCUCGAUUGGAGCAGGCACAGAAAAUCUGGGAAGACUUCCCGGCACAGAUAUAUUCUGCGAUGUUCAUCAGUAUCCUAUGGCUGCUAAGACUCCCGGGGUAGUAAUAAUACGCAUAAAGUCUUCAUCACUUUGCUUCGCUAAUGCCAAUUCAAUCAGAGAAAGGAUCCUGAAGUGGAUCAUUCAGCAAGAAGCAGAGGGGAACAAGGAAGACCCCAGAAACAUUAUUCACCUCGUAAUCCUUGACACCUCCAAUUUGGUGAGCAUUGACACCUCAGGCAUUGCUUCUCUAGAAGAACUGCAUAAGAGUUUGGUCUCAAGUGGGAAGAAGUUAGCAAUUGUCAACCCAAGGUGGCAAGUGAUUCACAAGCUAAAGGCUACAAACUUUGUCAAAACAAUUGGAGGAAGGGUAUUCUUGACUGUUGGAGAAGCUAUUGACUGCAAGCUGGAUUUCUAA